Fukomys damarensis (Damara mole-rat) is the source of this 1626-nucleotide messenger RNA. It is a transcript of the gene Eri2, whose product is annotated as ERI1 exoribonuclease family member 2. Lineage: Eukaryota; Metazoa; Chordata; Mammalia; Rodentia; Bathyergidae. The coding region runs from base 144 to 1526 and encodes 460 amino acids. The transcript is spliced from 2 exons. The record is from RefSeq and is a predicted model, not a curated record. Gene Ontology annotation, molecular function: zinc ion binding.
UAAACUCAGUAUGUCUCAGUUUCACUUAAGUGGUAAUUUUUUUUUCUAUUACUUCUUUGCACUAGUACCACUUAAUUCAGCAUUUGACAUCUGUUUCCCCAGGGUUGGAUGAUUCUCGGAAUACAGCUCUUCUUGCUUGGAAAAUGAUCAGGGAUGGUUGCCUAAUGAAAAUUACAAGGUCUUUGAACCAGGUUCCCAAAAAGAAUCCCAACAUUUUGGCCAGAAAUUUGAAUAUAAAUCAAGUUGGAGAAACAUCUGCCUGCAACUUUAGCAUCCAGAAUCCCAGAAUAUAUGAUAAGGAGUCUAAAAAUUCAGUAAAUGCUCAGGAAAAAGUUCAAAUGAAUUCUGUUUGUAUGAAUUCCCCCAUAAAGGUACAGCAGCAUCAGUUACUACCAGAGAGCAAUAAAAAAGUCAGCAUUCACAGCAUGAAAAGUUGCUCAUCUGUUUUCAAUAAGCCAUGUAUUUCUCGGGGGCAGUUUCAGUCUCUCAACCUGAGUUCACCCAUCUAUAUGCAGAAGCAAAGAAAAAGUGAACAUCUUGCAUUUAAUACCAAAUCUAAGUCUUCAACAUGUGAUUCAGAAUUGGUUCUUGUUUCUACCACCAUCCCAUCUGUUAAUCAUGUUUCUGGAAUGGAAAUGAGUUCUAUGGUUGACUGCUUACCUAUGUUGGCUGAUUGGGAAGAUGUAGUUUUACUGCCAGCAUCUCAAUCUGAACAAAAUACAGAUUGUAUACCUCCUAUAAGUGACACAAACUUAGACACUUCAUUUACUUCUGGAGAAAGAUUAAUGGUUUUAAAAGAAUCAAAAACACUAAGUCCUGAAAACCUUGAGGGCAUCAAGGAAACGCCUCAAAAAGUUGAGACCCCUAAGUCUUUCGUGUACAGGAGUCCUAACACUACUGUUUAUAAUGUAAAAGAAGCCAAACGUCCAGGUUCAAAUGCUUCUACCUUUAAAUUACCUGAAUGCAGAUCAUGUACCUUCAACAGUAUUAAUGCCAGUGCAUCUCAUCAUUCCGUUUUGGGAAAACAUCCUCUUUUAGGUGGUACUAAAAGGAAUUCAUCUAAUCUUCCAACUUUUCCACCAGCCAAAAAACAGAACUUCAUUAUUCAUGAAGAAAAGCCUGUAUCACUUGAUUGCAGUCCAGUAAGAAGUUCUACCCAGAAGAUUCUCCCCUCUAUAUUAACAUCUACAGUUAAUCUACAGGAGCCUUGGAAGAGUGGAAAAAUGACACCUCCCUUAUGCAAGUGUGGCCGAAGAUCUAAGAGACUUGUUGUUUCUAAUAAUGGACCAAACCAUGGGAAAGUCUUCUAUUGUUGCCCUAUUGGGAAAUACCAAGAAAAGAGAGAACACUGUGAUUAUUUUAAAUGGGAAGAAACACUUCAAAAGGAAAAAACCAAUAACAUAGUUCUCUCUCACUCCACAGGAGGACUUAUUUUUAGUUCUCCAAAUACAAGCCAUAUUCAGGACAAAACUCUAAGUUUUUCUACUAAAAAUUCUUUGAGACUCAGACCUUCCAUGAGGAAUUGAUAAACUUUUCUUACUCAAAAGUACGUUUUUAUUUUCAGUGCAAUUUUUUUUUAGUUUUCAGUACUGGUGAUUGAACCUAGGACUUUCACAAUGAGCUAAA